GGGGCUGCGGCCGCCCUCUCGCCCACGUCCCCGCCUCGGCGCGCUGCUCGGAGCGGCGGGGCUCCUGGCGCGGCCUCCACGGACGCGGAACACAAAGAGCGUGGUGACAUGACACGGAAACACCUGAUAUUCCCACAAAGGAAGUCGCAGAGGAAGGCUCCCGAUGGAUGAAGGAGGAAAGCCGGUCUAGGGUGUGCAGUAGCUGUGUCUUCCUAACACCCACCCGGCGACUGAGCCAUGCCCUCCCCGCUUCCAGGUGAACACUGUCGAGGCAGGCCCACCGGGAGCGCUGCCGAUGCCGGACACACACGGAUAUUGUCCGGCUGACCAUCCCUAAACCUGAAUCGCACUUGGGAGUCACGCACAGAAGGAAAGCUCCCUGGGGCGGCUCCCUGUGGAACAGCAGUAAAGUCAGUGCUCUGAAGUGUGGACUGCAGCCCGUCUCUGAUUCGUUGGUCCUCGGAGACGGAGAUGUGAUGGAAUGUGGAGGGAUAAACACUGACUCAGGAAGAAAGGGCAGGCCCAGUUCCUCAGGAGCACCUGACAGCUCAGUUCCGCAGAGCAGGAGCUGCGGACAGAGCCGCGGCUGCGGCUGCAGGGCGCUCCUGUCCGUGGACUGAUCGUCCCCACGCGGCGCGGAGACCGGCCGCCGGGCGGGAACCUUGCCAGGUUCACAAGUUCAGCCGGGAGCGCGCUCGAGUCGACACACCCCUCUCGCCGGAGAGGAGGGCGGGCGGGCGCGAGGGGAGCUGCGUGCGAUUGAAAACCAGUGUGGACACGAGUGAAAUCUGAUCGCGCGCCGGCAGAAGCGUGUGAAGCCGGGAGCCCCGGAGGAGCGACCGCCCUUGGGCAGCCCGAGUCCGGGCGAAGUCAUGCCGGGCUGCUGAGCGGGCACGGCAGCCGGAGCGAGCGCUCGCAUGGAGAGCCCGGUGGCCCCCUGCGUCCUCUACCCGGGGGACGGAGCGUGCGGCCAGGCGGGGGGCCGGGGCGGCGCUCCCGAGGCUCCGGGAGAGGGCGGCCUGCAGCCGCCGGACGCGGCCGCGGGGGAGGGCGCUGCGUCCCCGGCGCAGACACCCUGCAGUCUCAGCGCGUCCCUGUGCUUCAGCUCCGGGGACGACUCCCCGCCCUCUUGUCGCCGCGGCCAGCGGGUGGUGCAGAGGCAGUGGGAAGUCGGCAGCGCGGGCGCCGCGUCCCCGGAAGGGCGCGCCUCCCCUGAGGCUCCCGUGUCCCCCGAGGAGCGCACGUCCCCGGAAGAUCCCGCGUCCCCCGGGGAGCGCCCGCCGGCCGAGGAGCCCACGUCCCCGGAAGAGCCCGGGGACCCCGCGCCCGUGCCCCCCGGCGUCGGGCCGGAGCACGGGGAGCCCGACCUGCUCAUCGAGGUGUCGGGCCGCCGGCUGCGGGCGCACAAGGCGGUGCUGGCGGCGCGCAGCGACUACUUCCGCGCGCGCGCGUCGCGGGACGUGCUGCGGGUGCAGGGCGUGGGCUGGGCGGCGCUGCGGCUGCUGCUGGCCUACGCGUACAGCGGGCGCAUGGCGGGCGUGCGGCCCGACAACGUGGCCGACGUGGUGGCCGGCGCGCGCCGCCUACAGCUGCCCUGCGCCGCGCAGCGCGCCACCGACGCCGUGGCGCCGCAGCUGAGCCUGGCCAACUGCUUCGAGGUGCUGAGCGCGGCCAAGCGGCAGCGGCUGGCCGAGCUGCGCGAGGCCGCCUACCGCUUCAUGAGCGACCACUACCUGGAGGUGCUGCGCGAGCCCGCCGUCUUCGGGCGCCUGUCGGGCGCCGAGCGCGACCUGCUGCUGCGCCGCCGCCUGCGCGCCGGCCGCGCCCGCCUUCUGGCCGCCGCGCUCGGCCCGGCCGGGGAGCGCGCGGGCAGCCGGCCGCAGAGCCCGUCCGGGGAGGCGGAGGGCCGAGGCGACGCCGCCGUCUACUGCUUCCACGAGGCGGCCGGCGAGUGGCGCGAGCUGACGCGGCUGCCCGAGGGCGCGCCGGCUCGGGGCUGCGGCCUGUGCGUGCUCUACAACUACCUCUUCGUGGCCGGCGGCGUGGGGCCCGCGGGCCCCGACGGCCGCGCGCGGCCCUCGGACCGGGUCUUCUGCUACAACCCGGCCACCGACCGCUGGAGCACCGUGCGGCCGCUGCGCCAGGCGCGCUCGCAGCUGCAGCUGCUGGCCCUGGACGGCCACCUGUACGCCGUGGGCGGCGAGUGCCUGCUCAGCGUGGAGCGCUACGACCCGCGCGCCGACCGCUGGGCCGCCGUGGCCCCGCUGCCCCGGGGCGCCUUCGCCGUGGCGCACGAGGCCACUACCUGCAACGGCGAGAUCUACGUGUCCGGGGGCUCGCUCUUCUACCGCCUGCUCAAGUACGACCCGCGGCGCGACGAGUGGCAGGAGUGUCCGUGCAGCAGCAGCCGCGAGCGCUCGGCCGACAUGGUGGCCCUGGACGGCUUCAUCUACCGCUUCGACCUGUGCGGGGGCCGCGGCGAUGCGCCGGGGGCCGGGCCUGCGGGGGGGGUCAGCGUGCUCCGCUACCACUGCCUGGCCAAGCAGUGGAGCCGCUGCGCCUCGCACCUGCGGCCCCCCGGCGCGCCGUCGGGCCUCCAGCCCUUCCGCUGCGCCGCGCUGGAUGGCACCAUCUACUGCGUGAGCCGCGCGGGCACCUGGCGCUUCGUGCCGCCCCCGGACGGCGAGCCCGGCGCCGGCGACGCGGGCCCCGAAGGCAGCUUCGAGCUCCAGUCGCUCCGAGCCCCCGCGGACGCCCGGGGCCUGCUCUUCCCGUUCGUGCUCAACCUGCAGGAGGAGAAGCCAGACCGAGGCGAGGAGGGCGCCGCGUAGGGUGGGCCGGGUCACCCGGGCGUGUCCCUCGGCAGCCCUGGGCCAGGGGACGCCCCAUGGGCCGAGGUCCCAACUGGGAAACUGGAAGGGGCGAGGGGAGUGGAGGCGGGGAGGGAGAGAGUCGGGGGGUGGGCCCCGGUGGGCCCCGCCCAGCCCACGGGAUCAUUUAAAGGCUUAGAAGGUAGAAGCUUGUCGCGGGGCCUUGAAGACCUUUUGCGAUGCUGUAUUAAGGCCCGCUUCCUAGUCCGCAUUCCUUUUGCUUUGCUUUGCUUUGCUUAAUGGGGUCGAUGGCAAGAUGUAGGAUGUGUGCAGAUAGAUAACCUUACAAAUAAGAUACAAAAUACCUGAGAAAGAAAGAAACAGAAUGAGAGAUGAAGCCUCUGGGUGCAGUGGGUGAGGCCUGGAGUGUACCGGGGUGUCCUGUCCUCGGUAUCACUCGCGGAGUGGCCGGGAGGCCCGACCUGAGUCGUGUGGGGUACCAGGUACCCGUUGCUUCCUGCACCAUGAGAGGGGACCUCGGGGCCACCUCCCAGAGCUGAGAUCCUAAAUUAGGCCAACGUGAACUAUAUUAGUGGAACAACUGAAAGAAGGUCAUACUUUUUUCGGCUUGAGGUUUAAAAUUAUAACCGAUAGGUAAAGCUUUUAAACCCUUUCUAAGUUAGUUGAAAAGUUCCUGCCACGUGUGCUUAACUUGCGGUUGGCUCCGCUCCAAAUGUAGUAAGUAUUAAGGGUGAAAUCUUUGAUUCCCAAUAAGAUCUGUCCAGUGAACACUGGAAGUAUCUCCUCUGCCAUCACAGGGGCCCAGUUAUGGUCAAAGGCCCACACACCUCAAGAGCAGGUCCUUCUCACCGCUUAACUGAGAUGGGUUUAAUAUUUUCAAGUUAAGAGAUGUUAAUAAUUAUGUUCAGUGAUGUAGUGACGAUUUGCUCUUAUUUAAAUCUUUGGUGACUGAAUGCUUUCCAAAGAGCAUGUCAUCAGUAGGAAAAGCUGACAGUGGCCGUGGUGCUUGUCUGCUUUAAAAGGAGCAUUUGGUACCCACCAGGUAUGCUCAGCCACUUUGAUGUUUCAUAGUGGGCUCAAAAAGAGUAGUAUCUCCCCCCCGCCCCGCCAAAAGAAGGUUAAAAUCCUUUCUUUUUGAGAGUUCUAAAGAAUAACGUGCAGGCACAGUUGAACCCACUACUUAUGAUGUUUUUGUUUUUUUGCGGUACGCGGGCCUCUCACUGUCGUGGCCUCUCCCGUUGCGGAGCACAGGCUCCGGACGCGCAGGCUCAGCGGCCAUGGCUCACGGGCCCAGCCGCUCCGCGGCACGUGGGAUCUUCCCGGACCGGGGCGCGAACCCGCGUCCCCGGCAUCGGCAGGCGGGCUCUCAACCACUGCGCCACCAGGGAAGCCCACUUAUGAUGUUUUAAAUAUGAAUUCUGUCAUCCUGAUGAGGGAAAUUCAUUUUUACAAGCAUCAGCCUAAGAAAUUGUGGCAGAGUGACAACAUAUUAACAUAAGGGGAAAUAACAUCUAUUUAUAACGUAGUUUAGCAAGUAAACUACACUUUUCUAAUUGUGAAUUCCAAAAUGCUGUAGUAGAAGUAACAUGAAAUUCAGUACUUUGAUAAGGCACAAGGCUUAAAAACAAAUCAGUUGAUCUUUCCUCAUUUGUUAUAACAUUUUACUUUCCAAAUAUGUACAGACAGGGCUUACCGUUCAUUAAAAGUUUAAGGAUAAAGUAUACGCUCAUAAAUAGAGGCCAACUGAUUUGGAUUCUGAGUCCAGUCCACUUUUUUUUAUUACAAUAGGAAAAGUACACAUUGAAACUUAUUGGCACAUAAGUAGAUACAGUCAUGUGUACCUUCCUAUGAUUUACUCGUGAAUCCAGUGAUGGGAGGUUACCUCUCUCUGUGCCAGUCAGUGGGUAUGUGGGACAUAGGUUAUGCUUUUUAAAGAGUCUGUGGUUAUGAAAGUGAUCAGUUAAGCAUGUUUAGGAAUGAUAGCGAGAAUCAUGCUUGCGCCGGAGCAUGGGAUUUACCGUUUCAGCGGGUGCAUUCUGGUGACUUGUGUGCCUGCCUGUGACUGCUCCUGACCUGAGAGGAUGCUUGGCAACUUGGUCCAUCGUCUUAGGAAAGAAAAACAGGCUUCAGAUUGCCUGACUUCUUUGGCCUUUUGGUAGGAAUAGACUGGAGACGUGGCAGGAGGAAAAGAAUUGAGAUCCAAAAUAAACAAAUAAUGUCCUUCUAAAGACAUGAGCAUUUCAUACAAUAGUACAUUUUUCUCUAGACUUUCAUUAUUUAUGGUAAAACUUUUAUAUGAAAUGGAACCAAGCUAAUAUUUUCAUUCCUUCCGUAUCAAACUCAUGAGAUAUUAUCACUGUGAUUUUACUUGAGAAAUCAUUCCUAUGAUGUUUACCGUUUAAAAACAUAAACGCUGAAAGUGGGCUUCCAAAGUAAACUCUCCCCAUAGAAGAUGGGAGACCUGUUAGAUGUCACGUGUGGACAGCCACACGAUAACAUGCCCAGCUGGAGUGUUUGUAUAUUAUUUCAUCCUUUAAUUGAACGAAGAAAGGCCUGGACUAGACAUCGCAUCACUUUCUGUGGGAGCUGGCCCCGAAGUCCCAGGGAUUUGUCAGGAUGAGAUGCCUGACGUAUGCCUAAGGAUGGGUAGAGGAUUUAGAACCUUGCAGACCAUACUUCUAAUAGUAAUAUCACUGAGAACAGAUACCAGAGCACCUGGCAUGCUGAGAGGACCAGUUUAAUUUGCUUUUGGAGGCCAGUACCUGGGGUGUAGGGCCAGAAGGGUGCUGCACCAAUUACACCAAUGGAAAAGCCACCCCAUGCAAGAUCCUCCGUUUGGAGGACAUCUAGGGGAGGGGCAGGCCUGGCUGAGACUUUGCUCCAGGUCUGAUGUUCCGAGGAUGGAUCAUGUCACAUUCCAUGUGAUGUGUGCUAAGUCUGUAUGCAGCUCUAUUUAGAGAAACAGUUGGUGCAAAACUAUUCCUGCGCUUCGAUUAGUUGAGUCAAAAGAAGCUAGUGCAUUUACGACAUCCAUCCAUAGUUCACAUGAAAUUAAGAAACCCACGCAUACUGACAUUUCCAGAUAUUUGAAAGAGCAGUGGCAUUUUAAGGGGAAAGGCUAUAAUUUGGGAAAGCUUGAUCUUUUGGUUAGCUCACGAGCAAUGACUUUUGUAUUGUUAAUCAAGGUUCAUUUGGGAUCCAAAGGAAUGGGGUUAAGACGUCUUCACUUCCUUUCUGUUUUUACCUUCGGUUUGGGGAACAGCCCCAGUGCCGGCAUGGACUCUGGCAGCUUUAUGGGACUGGAUUUGGAACUCGGUGACUUGAUUUCUGAAUCUAUGGCAGCACCAGUCUCCUUUCCUUGAAGAGAAUGGAAGUUCUUUUGCUACUCAGUUAAAACUCCUCCCUUUGUAUCAGUUUUGCUACAAAUACUUAAAAUGAAUCACCUGCUCCAUUCCUGUUAAUUUCUGGUGUCACUUCAGUAAUUCUGGUAGCUGCUGUUUGAUCUGUGGGUCUCUUGGGUAACUUCCUGUGAAAGAUUUUGAAAUGAAAUGCAAUGUUUUUGAGGUCCUUUGCGCUUUCCUGAAGUUAAGAUGGUUUCAGGACAUUAUCUGUUGUAACACCUUCCUGGGGCGAUAUGUAAACAGAAGUGCUCUUUUGUGUUCUGUUUUCUUUUGGAUGCUUUCCUAGCUUACAACAUGUUUUAUUUUGGUGUUUUUAAAAAAAUAUAUCAGUGUUCUUAUUUCUCCCUUUCCUCUGCAAUAUCAUAAUUCAUGGGAAGAUAAGAAGAGCUAAAGAUGGGAAUGUGUCAUCUUCUGGUUGCAUCUGAACGUAUGUCAGCGGCCGCAUUCUCUACACUUUCCCCCCUUCCAGGAAGGUGCCUGGACCACAGGAGCUGGAAGGGCACUUCGUACCUGCUUGGUGAAUUGGUUUGAGAUGAAUUGAAAUAGAGGCCUAGAUGUGUUGUCAUGCGAGAUGAAAGCUCCUCUGAGGCUUUUGAAAGCUGUAAGCAGUGCUGCAGUGUGGCCGGGUAUUAAAGGCAAACAGGCAUCUUGAAGACACAGUUCAGGCCGGCUGAUGCUUUAUGGAUCAGCGCUUCCGUUUCUAGGUCCUGGGUACCAAUCGUGUAAAACCUUGUACGUCUGUCUGUUCAUCCUGAGAUGAAAUAAAUCACUGGGCAAUGCCACUGCUCCUGAAACCUGCGCGGCUGUUCUUGUGUCUUUUCUUCGGAGCAGAGCCCUGGGUGGGUGUCCUUGCCUGGGAAUGUGCUCCCGGGGCUGGGAGAUUCCGGCCCGACCUGCGAGGCCCAGGGCUGGAGCCCCGCCGUCUGAACGAGGCGUCUGGGGACUCCGGAGGGUCCGUGCAGCUCCGGUUCUAAGCCAGGGGGUCUCUUCAUACUCAUCAGGUGC
This is a messenger RNA of Physeter macrocephalus (sperm whale), 7237 nucleotides long. RefSeq names its product kelch repeat and BTB domain containing 11 (gene KBTBD11). The record is from RefSeq and is a predicted model, not a curated record. The transcript is spliced from 2 exons. Lineage: Eukaryota; Metazoa; Chordata; Mammalia; Artiodactyla; Physeteridae. Bases 918 to 2831 code for a protein of 637 amino acids. Gene Ontology annotation, molecular function: protein binding.